This is a messenger RNA of Engraulis encrasicolus (European anchovy), 1017 nucleotides long. Its product is annotated as cysteinyl leukotriene receptor 2-like. The transcript has a single exon. NCBI's taxonomy places the organism in Eukaryota, Metazoa, Chordata, Actinopteri, Clupeiformes, Engraulidae. The coding region runs from base 1 to 1017 and encodes 338 amino acids. The record is from RefSeq and is a predicted model, not a curated record. Gene Ontology annotation, molecular function: G protein-coupled receptor activity. Gene Ontology annotation, biological process: phospholipase C-activating G protein-coupled receptor signaling pathway; positive regulation of Rho protein signal transduction. Gene Ontology annotation, cellular component: plasma membrane.
AUGGAAGAUCACGGCAACGAGACAAAGAAUGGCACCAACCCAUGGUGUCCUUACAUCCCGACUGAUGAUCGUCAGGUGUUUUUUGACUUCAUGGUACUCUACUGGGUCAUAUUUGUCCUGGCACUCCCUGGAAUAUGCUUUGCCCUGCACAGGCUCUCCUCCCAUGUCAACGCUGAUCAGGUUGCUCCUGUGUACGUUAGAAACCUGCUGGUUUCUGACAUCAUUCAAAUCUCCGCCAAUGCCAUUUGCACCACACUGAAGGUACAAAGAAUUGAAAACCAAUGUGAUAUAGUUAAAACGUUUUGGCACAUCUACAUGUUUGGUGUGCAAGCCAAUGUGUUCUACAUGAUGUACAUAGCAGCGGAGAGAUACAUCAUGAUCGCUCAUGCUUUCUGGUACGUAAACAUCCAGAACAUCAGGACGGCAACCAUCGUGUCAGUCACAAUCUGGACCUUCUCGGCUGUCAUUGCGACCAUUUCUCUUCAAUUUUCUUUGACAAGGUUUCUUGUGACACCAGUGCUUCUUCUCCCGUACCUUCCUGUACUCUUCUUCUUCGUGGGCUCGUGGCGAGUGCUCUCCAGAACCACAGUGCCCCCUGCUGACCAGCGGCGUGUCAUGGCGGUGUUGGCCCUGGUGCUGUGCAUGUACACAGUGCUGUUCCUACCUGCUGUUUGGGUGCUGAUCGUAGUGUAUGCAACAGGAAACACCACAUUCACACCAGCCAUGCACUCGGGGGAGAUCCUGGCAGCACUUAACCCGCUAUUUGACCUUCUGCUCUACGUCUUCAUGCGUCGUGAUGCUAAAGAGGUCUGCAAAGCCCUGAUGCCCUGCUGUCAGAGAAGCACAGCACAGAGUCCAGAGGGUCAAGUUUACACCAUACAGGAGGGAAGUACAUCACAGAGUACAGAGGGUCAAGUUAACACUAUACAACAGGGACGUUCAUCACAGAUUACAGAGGGUCAAGUUUACACCACACAACAGGAAAAAACAUCACAGAGUACAGAGGCUCACAUCUGA